This is a messenger RNA of Phytophthora sojae, 1272 nucleotides long. RefSeq lists its product as hypothetical. The transcript has 2 exons. The record is from RefSeq and is a predicted model, not a curated record. The annotation marks the transcript as partial. Lineage: Eukaryota; Oomycota; Peronosporomycetes; Peronosporales; Peronosporaceae.
AUGGAGGGCCGUCUCGUGGCUGAAGAGCAGCAACGCAAGCUGAAGCAUGCCGUGGAAACUCGAGCGAAGGUGAUGGAGGAAAUCGCAGCAGUGGUUAAAGAGAGAUCGGAUGCGCCCAAGAGAGAUCAAUUGGCGAUUGAGCAGAAAAAUGAGCUAAGCGCCGAUGACGCUGUGCUUUUUGAGGAAUUUUUGCACGAUUUGGAUGUAAUUUACGCCCAAACGGACGAGGUUUUCCGAGCCUGUGGAGUUGAGGAGAUGCCACAAAUGUCGUACAGACAGGGGCCCGAGCGCAAAUGCGAUGGAGACACGGAGUGUAUCGACAAACUGGACGUGCUUUUUGUGCCCUUCAGCUUUGAGCAGACGUGCAGUACGAUGUGGCAGUCCAUGCUUCACGUUUACCGACAGAGGAACAGAUUUCAGUACGGCCACGUCGCUGAUCCAUACAACACAGUUGCAGUCAAGCAAGAGUUCGACAAGCCAGUGGACAUGCUUGUUCACUGCGUUAUGCGUCGAUAUAUUGAGGCCGAGCGGAUGGUCGUGGUGUGGCGGGCGCUGACUCAAGGAGAGGGAGAGUUGUUUGGAAUGCACUCGGACGAGACGGGAUGGUGUGUGGUGCGUCCAAACGACGAAGAGCUAGACGACACUUCGCUGAUGCGGACUGUGAUGCAGACAUUUGUGCGCUUCGUUCCUAUGAAUGUGGCAAAUAGAUCGGCUGGUCACGUGGACGGGUUCCAGUUCACCAAACUGGUUAAUAAUGUGAUUUGGUCCUUCACGUAUGUGGACGAGGCAUUCCUGGCUGGCCUCUUGGAUGACUACGAGAGCCUCGAGCCAUCCAUCGGACUGCCACAUGAAGACAGUGCGCCAGAUCUGAUUCUUACCGACAGUGACGAGCUUCUAGCGGAGACCGACGCGUUGCUCGCCUCCGUCGCCAGGUCCGAGUCUGGGGCUCAAAAGACCAAAGCAGCCAAGAGGAGACUCAAAUAUGAGACCAAAAUUAAAAACGAGAGGAAGACGCUCCAAGAAGAAGAGAAGGCGCUGUUGGAGCAGCUGCAGGAGAUGCAACGCACAAGGAAGAAAGUCAAGUCACUGGGAGACAAGAGCUCGGCUGUACCCUUGUGGAAAGCUAUAGCUACGCGGCAGAUGGAGGGUCGAGUUGUGGCCCAAGAGCAGCAAAAGAGGCUCAAGCGCGCCAUUGAAAAUCGCGUGAAGGUGAUCGAGGAGAUGCACGAAAUGGCUCGAAAGAGCUCGGACGAGUCCGCAGGGAAUGAAUUG